AUGGAUCAAGCGGUGAGCCGUAGACCCAACGUCGUACCAGCGCCAUAUGGAGAGGCUUGUACAAACUGUGCUCGCGCAAAGUAUCGAUGCACCUAUCGACCUGAUAGACGACAAUGUGAAAGAUGUCUCCGAUUGGAGAAAGAGUGCGUAACGCCCGUCUCAGCGCGAAGACUGGCUAGCAAGCACCUGAUGGAAUCUCGCGUCGUCGAGUUGGAGGAGAAGAUCGAAAGUCUCAUGGCCCUGCUCCAAAAUCAGGCGGCUGAAAAAUCGCAUCCUCACCGAACCUCGCCUCCAGUGGCUAUCGGUACGCCGACCUCUAAUGGAUUGUCUCAUCGCGAUCGAGAAAGCCAUGACAGCGCGUUUAACACCGAUCCUCCGAAUCCAGAAUUAGCCGGGCCUGUUCAAUCAGACCUGCUAGCGGUAGGUGAAAGUGUAUACCAACAUCGGUCACAGUUCGAUAUCCUCACAUCGGCUUUCGAGCCCCAGCCGCUUCAGGCCGAGGACUGCCUAGUAUACUUCCAUUCGCGCAUGCUUAGCUUGUUUCCUUUUGUGUAUCUCCGCCCAGAUAUGAGUGCGAGACAGCUUCGAGAAUGGUAUCCUUUUCUGUGGGUCAACAUAAUGGCUGUCACGGCCAAGCAUGUGAUAGGCCAGGAGGUUUCCAUGACCGAUAGCAUUAAGCGCUUCGUUGCGCAGAAGAUGGUUGUUGAUAAUGAAUCAAACCUCGACCUUUUAUUGGGUUUACUCGCCUUUAUAUGCUGGUUUCAUUUCCAUCAUAAGGGCACGUCAUAUAUCAUUGUAAUGAUCUCACUCGCGCACUCGAUCAUUACCGACAAGAAAUUGAACAAAAUGUCUCUGGAAACACAAGCUACCACCCCGUGCUCAAACCCACCGAAGCCAUCUCAAGAAGCCAAGAGUAUGGCAGAACGACGAGCCACACUAGCAUACUUUCUCCUGGUCUCCCAAAUUUCAUAUGCAAAAAAAGAAAUUGAUGCACCGGAGUGGACCCCGUUUUUGGAUGGGUGCCUCCAAACACUCUCGCAGUCUCCAGAAUGGCCAGGAGAUGAGCAGCUCGCAGCCCAGGUGAAAAUGCAGUUACUAGUCGACCAAUUAAACCGAGGUCCAUGGAAGAAUCAAGAGCUACAACCAUAUUGCUCUUCUUAUCUUGAAGGACUGCUGUCACAAUUGGAGAAAAUCAAGGCGCAGCUCCCUCCCAGCCUUACUCAAAAUGUUAACAUCACUGCCCAGCUUCUUUAUUCUGAGCUAGUUAUUCAGGACGCCAUCUUAGCGAAAAACCCAGUCUCCCUGUAUAGCCCAAACUACAAGUGGCAUCAGUUACUUGAGGCGCAUCUCAAAACUAUUACACAUAGCUUUGAUCAAUUCUUUAGUAUGCAACAGGAUCAAUACCCGGCUAUGACCUUUGCCCGCUGGUGUCAGAUGGCCCACGUCUUGAUACUUCUUCAUCGCCUGUUCGUGCUCAACGACCCGUCCUGGGAAGCGCGCCAGCGUGUUAACUUGUUUGCGCUAGGCGAUCGCCUGGUCAACAUCUUGGCAGAAACAGGGGCGAGUCGUGGAGGUGGUACACCGAGCGGUGCAGACGAUAGCAUAUUCAUCAGAUUCUCUAGGAUGAUUAAAUCCAUGUGUAAUGCCUGGUGGGCCGAGCUACAGUCCCCAGAACACAGGCAACAGUCUGGCGAUCGCCACUGGCAGCUGCAAGGCCUAUAUCCGUCCCAAAACACAGACCCUGAUAUAGUAGCUCGAGGCGGGCUUCUUGCACAAGGAGGAAUGGCGGCGUCGGGGCUUGUGACUCAUCAGUAUGGUAUGAUGUCUGACGACGAUUGGAUGAAUGAAAUUUUCAACCUACAUUAA
Messenger RNA from Talaromyces marneffei, 1866 nucleotides. RefSeq lists its product as uncharacterized. The transcript is spliced from 5 exons. The record is from RefSeq and is a predicted model, not a curated record. The coding region runs from base 1 to 1866 and encodes 621 amino acids. Gene Ontology annotation, cellular component: nucleus. NCBI's taxonomy places the organism in Eukaryota, Fungi, Ascomycota, Eurotiomycetes, Eurotiales, Trichocomaceae. Gene Ontology annotation, molecular function: zinc ion binding; DNA-binding transcription factor activity, RNA polymerase II-specific; transcription cis-regulatory region binding. Gene Ontology annotation, biological process: regulation of DNA-templated transcription.